This is a messenger RNA of Ochotona curzoniae (black-lipped pika), 741 nucleotides long. RefSeq lists its product as uncharacterized. The transcript has 5 exons. Gene Ontology annotation, molecular function: peroxiredoxin activity. The record is from RefSeq and is a predicted model, not a curated record. The coding region runs from base 1 to 741 and encodes 246 amino acids. NCBI's taxonomy places the organism in Eukaryota, Metazoa, Chordata, Mammalia, Lagomorpha, Ochotonidae.
AUGUCGGUGCUGCUUUGUUACCUCAGAGGGUUGAGGCCGUCUCUUCACAUUGUUACGAAGAGAUUGUGGAAGACAUUGCCUGCGGUGACCCUGAAUUUGCGCCCUUAUCAGACUCAGCAGGAUGACAAGUCCAAACCUAUCAGCCGUUACCCCAUUCCCUACAAGAAGGACUUACCUUUUGACAUUUUAGAGCUCAUGGAAGAGAUUGAAAUGAAGACAGGAUUUUUACCAAAUAUAUUUAAAGUGUUAUCUUACCGUCCAUUGGAAUUCAGAGCCUUCUUUGCUUAUUAUGAUGUCAUCUGCAACAAAAAAACAGGCCAACUCAGCAGAGCUGACAAGGAACUCAUCAUUGUCGUGACCAGCCUAGCCAAUAGAUGCCCCUACAACGUGGCUUGCCACAGUGCCCGGUACAGGGUCUACUCAAAGAACCCAGUGCUCUCUGACCAGGUAUCUGUGAACUGGAGAAAGUCUGACCUCUCUGCUCGGGAAAAAGCAAUGCUGGAAUUCGCACUUGCUGUUUCCCAAGCAGAUGACAUAACAGAUGACCAUUUCAAAAAACUCGAAGCACACGGAUUCAAUCAAGAAGAUGCCUGGGACAUAGCUGCAAUUUCAGCUUUUUAUGCCAUGUCCAACCGCCUUGCUAAUUUUGUCAAUCUUGUUCCCAACAAAGAAUUCUAUUUCAUAGGCAGAACCAGUGAGGUAAAAGAUGUGAAGAGUAAGCCUGCUUCUACCCAAGUCUAA